AAACAUAACGCACUUACAGAUGCAUGAGGAACAUGACGAUACUCUCGAUCCCUGUGUCGACGGGGUCGCGAACAAUGCGGGGGAACGAAGGACGAUUGAUGAAGGUCAUGAAGACGAAGCACCGCCUGAAGCGUCGCAGUUUGAAGCGACGACGGUACAACUAGUUGACGGGAAUCCGAUCCCAGUCACAUCCCACCGGCCACGCAACGGACGUCCAUGCCAUCCCGUGUGGAAGCACUUUGUCCGUGGAGAGAAGCGCAAUCGCUUUCACUACCGCGCGUACUGUCGAUUUUGCGUGGAUGCCGUCACCGCGCUUCAUCGCAGCAACGGAGGCACAAUUGACGAUCCAUUAGAACUUGUGACGCCUACUCGUGGGGUGCCUGCCGACAUGCUCAAGCACUUACAUCAGUGUCCGCAGUGUCCGUCCGUAGUACUGGAGCACUUGCAUCGCAACAAGAAACGCACAAGUCCUGCAUCCGCAUCGAAGCGUCUUCCGACUUCGUCCUCCACGAAGAAUUUGGUCCAUCCUAAACCUCCUCGACCUAUGCCACCCGACGCCGAGCAACUCGCCUUAGAGGAAACAUCACGACGGCAAUACGUUGCUAUGUGGAAGGCGACCGUCUCGGCUGGCCUGGACCUUCGGUGGACACAGUCCGUGUCGGCCAUGGCUUCAUUGACGCUGCCACCCCUGCACCUCAAGGACAUGGUGGGAGUGGCGCGCGAUUUGGCACGAACCCAACUGGUGAAGGUGAAAGAAGGCAUGCUCAACUCGACAAUCAAGGGUGGCCUCACACUGAGCUUGAACACAUGGGCCACUCGGCGGCAGCAGCACAUGAUAGCGUUUUCGCUGCUGAAGUCUGACGGAGAGGCAUGUGCGGUGUCGGUGGUCGAAACUGCAUGGACGCGAGAUGCCAUCGAGCAUCACAUUCGAUCGGUCUUGAAGGCAUUGCAUGCGGAUGACGUGUGUAUCGUCGGGAUCGUGGCGGAGGGAAUGCUGGCGCUGAAAGCAGCGGAACACGUGCGAGCGACAAGUCACCCGGAGCUGCUGGUCGUGCCGUGUGUCGCCCAACUGUUGUCGACAAUUGCCGGGUCGAUCUUGACGUCGACUUCAGAUGUCAUCGCGACGGUGGGUUGUGCCAUCGAAUUGCUCGCGUGGUGUCGACAACCUCCACCACACGUUGCUCAGUUGCUCCCGUCCUUUCAGAGCAACGGGGAGCCGCUGCCAAAUCGACAAAAUGCAGGGUCGUUUUACACUUGUUUAAAGGCGAGUCUUGCCCUCAAGCCAGGUUUCAUCCGAGCGGAUACGAGAGCGACGUUGCAGUCGUAUUUACCACCGCCAUUGUGGUCUCAAGUGAGUACAUCGGAGUUCUGGAGCAACGUCCUGCGCGUUGCUGAAGCGUUGGAGCCGCUAGCAGAUGCCAUCAAGUUGUUGCGACACCCGACGGCCUCACGAACGCUGUCCCAUGUCACGUACGCAUUUGCUCGCAUAUUCCAAGCAUACGCUGCGUCCAUGUCGACCGAGUUGCUCUGCAACGAAACGUGCUCUACCCUGACGUUGCUCGAUCGAAUGUGGACGUUGUACGAGCAACCUGCGAUGGUCCUCGCGACCUAUUUUGACUUUCACUUGAACUCGACGUGGCUUGCGACCACGGACGCCGACGUCGCCGCCGCGUUUGCCGCAUACUCGACCCGGUGGUUCCAUCAACCCGUCGCAGUGUCUCGCAUCCAAGACAUCCUCCACGCUGUCCGAUCCAAGACGUUCCCAUUUGACUGCACCCCCGACUACCACGACGUGAGCUCGUUUUACUCUUUCGUGGCCAACUCACACCCGGAACUGUGCGCGCUGUGUUGCCGUCUCUAUGCCAUCUCGAUCGUGUCAGCACCAGUGCAUGCGGUUCUUCGAGGCAUUGGAUUCGACUUAUCGCAUACUGCAACGAUGCACGACGCCAACAUGGUGCUACCCCUGUUGCAAAUUGGGCUCACGACUGCUAUGUCGGGAGGAGGGAAGGGCCGAGCGUGCGAUGGCUUCGUCCAACCUGAUGUUCGAAGAUGGCUGGACGCCAACGAGAACCAAAGUCAGCUCCUGUACUCUGAAUCUGAGUGGAGGCUUGUAGCGACGCAGUGGCAAGCUCACAUUCGCGCCGAGGUUGGUGAUCUGCCUCCUAUCAACUGUCGCACGAAACAGCAGGGCCUGCAACACCUCUUCGCUCCCAACCUACCACGCGUAUCUUUUGACUGUUAAUUUAUGUGCUUGUCACUGAGUUCC
Molecule: messenger RNA, 2266 nt
Organism: Aphanomyces invadans
Lineage: Eukaryota; Oomycota; Saprolegniomycetes; Saprolegniales; Verrucalvaceae
Exons: 1
Coding region: 20-2242 (740 amino acids)
Source: RefSeq, a predicted model, not a curated record